AUGAAAUUUUCUUACUUCUUUGAAGAAAAAACACAGGAAAAAGUGAAAGAAUGGGGACAAGAUGUGUUCAUUGCAGCAGAAGCCACUAAUGGAAUGGAAAAGUUAAUGAAAGAGCAGAAGUUAGAUGCAAUAGUGGCGCUUGGUUCAACAUUGAGCUCUGUCCUCGCCAUUGGAGGGUAUCCAGGAAUCAAUGUCCCUGCAGGGUAUGAUAGUGAAGCAGUUCCAUUUGGGAUUAACUUUGGAGGAUUGAGAUUCUCAGAGCCAAAGCUCAUUGAGAUUGCUUAUGGCUUCGAACAAGCAACUUUGAUCAGGAAGCCACCCACAGGUAGGCUCUUGUAG
Molecule: messenger RNA, 339 nt
Organism: Camelina sativa (false flax)
Lineage: Eukaryota; Viridiplantae; Streptophyta; Magnoliopsida; Brassicales; Brassicaceae
Source: RefSeq, a predicted model, not a curated record